AUGUCAGCUGAAAACGGCGGAAACGCGAUUGUUCGUGUGAGCUCGAACAAGCGCAAGUUCGGUUACGUUGACUACACGAAGCACCGUCUUAACGAAGGCUAUCCGGAGGUCAUUAUCUCCGCUCUCGGAACUGCAAUUGCCGACGCUGUAUCUGUUGUGGAGCUGCUCAAGAACCAGGGUGUCGUGGAGGUGAAGAAGAUUUGCACCUCACGCGCGCAGUUCGACGAUGUUCGCACCACCACUACCGACAAGAUUGAGGUUGUUGUUGUCAAAUCAGCUGACUUUGACGCUAUCUACGAGCAGCAGCAGAGGGAUCGCGAAAUCGCAAAGGCCCGCGCGGAGGCAGGUGAGGCCGAUGAUGAGUAG
This is a messenger RNA of Leishmania mexicana MHOM/GT/2001/U1103, 366 nucleotides long. RefSeq lists its product as hypothetical. Bases 1 to 366 code for a protein of 121 amino acids. Gene Ontology annotation, molecular function: RNA binding. Gene Ontology annotation, cellular component: nucleus. The transcript has a single exon. NCBI's taxonomy places the organism in Eukaryota, Euglenozoa, Kinetoplastea, Trypanosomatida, Trypanosomatidae. The record is from RefSeq and is a predicted model, not a curated record.